ACUUUACCCACAAUGCACCGCUCGCGCUUAAUCGCUACACACUCGCCAUUUUUCGAAAUUUAACUGGGUCACGAGACACUCGAACCGAAUCUUCACUAAAUCGACCGAUCUCAUUUGAUCUGCUGGAUCUCCCGCUGAUCCGUAGCGUCGAUCAGGAGCCAAUGAUCGUGUCAGGCAGUGCCGCUGAAAUGAAGUGUUCACGCGCGGGCCCGGGCUGAUCCGUCACUGACCCACUAACCGAACCAAAACCACCAACACAACGACACAGAAUGAAACGAGGUGAAAAAAUAGGCGAUAUCCUGGAGGAGGGGGGAGGAUGCACACCGGGGCCUGGGGUCCGCAAGAGGCUCCGGCGGGAGGAGUCAGAGGAGGACGGGACGGUGGACUGGAGUCUGCUGCCGCAGGAAAUCUUACUGCACAUCUUUCAGUAUCUGCCCCUGCUGGACCGAGCCUUCGCCUCACAGGUGUGCAGAAGCUGGAAUCAGGCCUUUCAUAUGCCCGAACUCUGGAGGUGCUUCGAGUUUGAGCUCAAUCAGCCUGCCAGCUCGUACCUGAAGGCCACUCAUCCGGACCUCAUUAAACAGAUCAUCCGACGUCACUCCAAUCACCUGCAGUUCGUCAGCUUUAAGGUGGACAGCAGUACUGAAUCUGCAGAAGCAGCGUGUGAUAUCCUCUCUCAGCUGGUCAAUUGUUCUCUGAAGACCCUUGGACUCAUCUCCACCGCUCGACCCAGCUUCAUGGAUCUGCCCAAGUCUCAUUUCAUCUCGGCAUUGACGGUCGUAUUUGUGAACUCAAAAUCUUUGUCGUCACUGAAGAUUGAUGACACGCCGGUGGACGAUCCGUCACUCAAAGUGUUGGUGGCCAAUAACAGCGACACUCUGAAGCUGUUGAAAAUGAGCAGCUGUCCGCACGUGUCUCCUGCAGGGAUCCUCUGCGUGGCGGAUCAGUGUCACGGUUUACGCGAGCUGGCGCUCAACUACCACCUGCUGAGCGACGAGCUGCUGUUGGCGCUGUCGUCCGAGCGGCACGUCCACCUGGAGCACCUGCGCAUCGACGUGGUGAGCGAGAACCCGGGCCAACACUUCCACACCAUCAAGAAGAGCAGCUGGGAUGCAAUGGUGCGCCACUCGCCCAAAUUUAACCUGGUCAUGUACUUCUACUUGUAUGAGGAGGAGUUCGGGCCCUUCUUCCGCGACGAGGUUCCCGUCACGCACCUUUACUUCGGCCGCUCGGUCAGCAAGGAGGUUUUGGGUCGUGUGGGUUUGACUUGUCCGCGGCUGGUGGAGCUGGUGGUUUGCGCCAACGGCCUUCGUCCUCUCGACGAGGAGCUCAUCCGGAUCGCCGAACGCUGCAAACACCUCUCGGCCAUCGGACUGGGCGAGUGCGAGGUGUCGUGCAGUGCAUUUGUGGAGUUUGUGAAGAUGUGCGGCGGCCGCCUCUCGCAGCUGUCCAUCAUGGAGGAGGUUCUGGUGCCCGAUAAUAAGUACGGGCCAGAUGACAUCCACUGGGAGGUGUCAAAGCAUCUGGGUCGGGUCUGGUUCCCUGACAUGAUGCCCACGUGGUAGACCGGAGCGUCUGAGGCCAGAAGGUGUCGGGAUAUUAACCUCUCUUUCCUCUGUGUAGUGCAAAGUGACUCCCGUCCAACGUAAUUUUACUUAACAUCAGCUCACAGCAGUCUGCGUUUGGAUUCACAUGAAAAUAAUCUGCGUGUUUAGAUGCGUUCACGUGACACGGCAUUCAUCUGAUUGAAUCGGCAUUAGAUUUCGAAAGUGCGAAUCAAUAAAGCCGAAAUCAGUUUGCAUAAUGAUUUACAGUGGUGCAUUUAAAGCACUUGUACCAAAUUAUAUUUUAUAACUAGUUAAGGACUAGUCAAGCGGGGUGAUUGAAUACAGUAGAGUAAGGAGGAGCGAGCCGUCGAGAAUAGCCAUGUUAUGUAUCUGUUGCCGAUUAUGUAAACAUGGCCGAUCCAGAACAAAUGAAGAAACUGUCAUUUUGUACUGCGCUAAUUAUUUGAUUUUUGGUAUGAAAAGUAACAGAUUAUUUUGUUCAGAAUACAGAAUAUAUAUAUAGAGAGAGAGAGAAAAAUAAAAUCUGAUGACUUUUUCUCCUGAUUGUCAGGCAUAUUUAAAUACCACAGACUGUCAUUGUUGACAGAUGGCUUUGGUUUAUAUAUUUUGAUGAUGUUUACAGUAACAGAGUUCAUCAUAUAUCUGAUCUGUAUGCACAAGCGGCUCUUGUAAGUAAGGUCUAUGAUUUGACUUGUUAUAAAGCAAUAGAUAUAUAUUUGUAUUUAAUGAUUUCCUCCCUGCACUUUACAUAGAAAUGUGUUUCAGAAAUGUACAAAAGAUGGUCAGUUCUGUCAAUAUUUCCCCUGUUUAUUGUUGUUAUUAUUAUUAUUUGCAUUAAAUGCAUAGUGAUAUAAACAUUGGAGAAUAAGUGUUUUUUCCCGGCACUACAGUUUUUGUUUUCAUUCAAUGAUCUUUUUAUAAAGAUGGCUAUAUAGAUAUUUUAUUCAUUAAAAAGACAAUGUUUUCCAGUGUUGUGGCAGUAUCUCUCUUGUUUUGGAGUACACUUUUGUGAAUGUAGUAACUCAUGUUCAUAAUAGUUUUGUGGACACUGCAAUGACAUGUAGUUAAUAAAAUUAUUGUCUAGAGAAAUCUGUAAUGUUUGCAUAAUAUGAGUAACUAGCAAACAUAAAUGAGAUGAAUAUUG
Paramisgurnus dabryanus is the source of this 2712-nucleotide messenger RNA. The record is from RefSeq and is a predicted model, not a curated record. NCBI's taxonomy places the organism in Eukaryota, Metazoa, Chordata, Actinopteri, Cypriniformes, Cobitidae.